Sclerotinia sclerotiorum 1980 UF-70 is the source of this 153-nucleotide messenger RNA. RefSeq lists its product with no specific name. The transcript has a single exon. The record is from RefSeq and is a predicted model, not a curated record. NCBI's taxonomy places the organism in Eukaryota, Fungi, Ascomycota, Leotiomycetes, Helotiales, Sclerotiniaceae. The coding region runs from base 1 to 153 and encodes 50 amino acids.
AUGUCAAAGCCAUCUCCUAUCUGGUUAAGUGUUAACCCAAAGAAGAGAAGCAGAUCCUUAGCUGGCACUUUAUCCGCAUGUUCAAUAUCGCGGAAGGCCGGGCAUGUCGAAAUUAUGGCUGCAGUAGACUCGUCCGCCAGUCAUUCUUCGUAA